AUGGCUCAGACUAGUUCCGCCUCUUGUGAUCUGCUGCUUUUCUGUUUGAUUUGGCAGCCUGCUAUCUUCUUGACCCUUUGUGGUGGUAUGGCACGAAACUUGACUGAGAACAGGACCAGAAAUACAUUAAUUGUGAUUGUGAUUUUUGGCCUCUGUUCCUUCUUCUAUAUCUUGGGUGCUUGGCAGAAAAGUGGUUCUGGAGGAGGAGACAAAACACAUAAGUGGGUCCUUGAGCAGAUCAAAUGUGCACAGCUCCCAAAUCUGAGUUUUGAGACCCAUCAUAGUGCAUCCAACCUUCCGAAUGUUACUGGUAGUUCCAAAAUUGAACCUUUCAAGCCAUGUGAUGAGCAGUACACUGAUUACACUCCUUGUGAGGAGCAAAAGCGUGCGAUGACCUUCCCUAGAGAUAACAUGAUCUAUCGGGAGAGGCAUUGUCCACCGGAUAAGGAGAAGCUUUAUUGCCUGAUCCCAGCACCAAAGGGUUAUGUUGCUCCUUUUCGAUGGCCAAAGAGUCGUGAUUUUGUUCCUUAUGCCAAUGUACCACACAAGAGCCUUACUGUUGAGAAGGCUAUCCAGAACUGGGUGCACUAUGAGGGCAAUGUUUUCAGGUUUCCUGGUGGUGGAACACAGUUUCCUCAGGGUGCAGAUAAAUAUAUAGACCAGCUUGCUUCUGUCAUCCCAAUAGCUGAAGGGAAAGUGAGAACUGCACUGGAUACUGGUUGUGGGGUUGCCAGUUUGGGUGCUUACCUGUUGAAGAAAAACGUUUUGACCAUGUCAUUUGCACCACGGGAUAAUCAUGAGGCACAAGUACAGUUUGCAUUGGAGAGAGGUGUCCCUGCAUAUAUUGGUGUCCUCGGGUCAAUAAAGCUGCCAUUUCCAUCUCGUGUCUUUGACAUGGCCCAUUGCUCGAGAUGUUUAAUUCCAUGGAGUGGAAAUGAUGGUAUGUACAUGAUGGAAGUUGACAGAGUACUAAGGCCCGGCGGGUAUUGGGUGCUGUCAGGCCCGCCCAUUGGCUGGAAGAUUCACUAUAAGGGGUGGCAACGUUCAAAGGAAGAUCUUCGGAACGAGCAAAGAAAAAUAGAACAAUUCGCACAAUUUCUUUGUUGGAAUAAGAUAUCUGAGAAGGAUGGUAUCGCCAUAUGGAGAAAGAGAUUAAAUGACAAGUCUUGCACCAUGAAACAAGAUAAUCCAAAAGGUGGCAAAUGUGAUUUGACAAGUGACAGUGACGUAUGGUACAAGAAGAUGGAAGUUUGUAUAGCCCCCCUACCCGAGGUUAAUAGUGUAUCUGAGGUUGCAGGUGGUCAAUUAGAGCCUUUUCCCAAGAGGCUCUACGCAGUACCUCCUCGUAUAACCCUUGGUUCUGUGCCUGGUUUCUCAGUUCAGUCAUAUGAAGAGGACAAUAACCUUUGGCAGAAACAUGUUAAGGCUUACAAGAAAACCAAUAACUUGCUUGAUACUGGAAGAUAUCGCAAUAUAAUGGACAUGAAUGCUGGUCUCGGUAGUUUUGCUGCUGCACUAGAGUCCCCAAAGCUAUGGGUCAUGAAUGUCAUUCCAACAAUUGCAAAUACUUCCACUUUAGGUGUAAUCUACGAGCGUGGAUUAAUAGGAAUGUAUCAUGACUGGUGUGAAGGAUUUUCUACUUAUCCAAGGACAUAUGACCUCAUACAUUCUAAUGACGUCUUCAGCUUGUACCAAAACAAGUGUCAGUUUGAAGAUAUACUCCUGGAAAUGGACAGAAUCUUACGCCCAGAGGGUGCAGUCAUAAUUCGUGACAAGGUUGAUGUUCUUGUAAAAGUGGAGAAAAUAGCCAAUGCCAUGAGGUGGAAGACAAGAUUGGCUGAUCAUGAGGGUGGCCCUCAUGUACCUGAGAAGAUACUCUUCGCGGUCAAGCAAUACUGGGACAUUGCAAAAACAAGCAGCUAA
Miscanthus lutarioriparius is the source of this 1923-nucleotide messenger RNA. The record is from the annotation of a GenBank genome assembly. NCBI's taxonomy places the organism in Eukaryota, Viridiplantae, Streptophyta, Magnoliopsida, Poales, Poaceae.